AUGAAGAGUGACUGGUCCAAUGAGCAUCCUCCAGAGUUCAGUAAUGAACCUGGACCCUCAGACACAAAAGAGAGGAAGAGGAGGGCCGUUUCUGUGGAGGAGCAGCUGUCCUGCUGUUCUUUGUGUCAGAACGUCCUGAAGGAUCCAGUCUCUACCAGCAGUGGACACUGGUUCAGGAGACUCCUCAGGUCCAUCACCUCAUACUGGGACCAGUCUGCUUCAUCAGGAGACUCCUCCUGUCCCCAGUGUGCAGAAAGAUCCAGAACCAGACCUGGACUGCAGACAGACAGUCAGAUCAGCACUGUACAAACAGAAAGUGGUCUGCUGGAGCUUUUAGAUGAACAUCAUAUCAGUCUGAGCAGCACAUGUGAAUGUGUGAGUCAAGGAACUGAUGAAGCAGGAAGUGAAAUCCUCCUCAUCAGCAUCUUCACUGAGGUCCACAUCAUAGAGGGACAGAGUGAAGAGGUUAAUACCCAACAUGAGGUGUGGCAGCUUGAAACAGCUUCCAAGAUGAAGACCCUCCUUGACGCUCCAAUCAAGUGUCAGGACAUCUUUAAAGUCUUACCUGACCAACAGAAACCCAUCAGAGUGGUUCUGAUGAACGGCGUCGCUGGCGUUGGAAAAACCUUCUCAGUGCAGAAGUUCACUCUGGACUGGGCGCAGCGCUCCGAAAACCAAGAUAUCAGUCUGCUGAUUCUGUUCUCGUUCAGGGCGCUGAACUUGAUCAAAGAUAAGAAAUACAGUCUGCUCACGCUGAUCCAUGUUUUCUAUCCAACAUUACAGAAGCUCACAGCAGAGAAGCUCGCUGUCUGUAAAGUUCUGUUCAUCUUUGACGGCCUGGAUGAAAGCAGACUUUCACUGGAUUUCAACAACAGUGAGGUCGUGUCUGAUGUCACACAGAAGACAUCAGUCAGCGUGCUGUUGACAAACCUCAUUGAGGGAAAGCUGCUUCCCUCGGCUCUCGUCUGGAUAACUUCCCGACCUGCAGCAGCCAAUCAGAUCCCUCCUUCAUGUGUGGACAGGGUAACAGAAGUACGAGGCUUCACUGACCCCCAGAAGGAGGAGUACUUCAGGAAGAGAUUGAGUGAUGAAGAGCAGUCCAGCAAAAUCAUCUCACACAUCAAGGCAUCCAGGAGCCUCCACAUCAUGUGUCACAUCCCAGUCUUCUGCUGGAUCACUACUACAAGUCUGGAGGACAUGUUGACUACAGACCAGAGAGGAGAGCUGCCCAAGACCCUGACUGAUAUGUACUCACUCUUCCUGGUGGUUCAGAUGAAGAGGAAGAAGAACAAGUACAAUGGGGGACAUGAGACGAGUCCACAGGAGCUAAAGAAGGCUGAAAGGAAACUUCUUCUGAAGCUGGGGAGGCUGGCGUUUCAACAGCUAAUGAAAGGAAACAUCAUGUUCUACCAAGAAGACCUGGAGCAGUGUGGUCUUGAUGUCACAGAGGCUACAGUGUUAUCAGGAUUUUGUACACAGAUCUUCAAAAGAGAGAAUGUGAUCUUCAAGAAAGAAGUCUACAGCUUUGUCCAUCUGAGUGUUCAGGAGUUUCUGGCUGCAGUCUACAUGUACCACUGUUACAUCAGCAGGAACACAAAGGUACUGGAGGACUUCCUGGGACAAGACUACAGUGACUCAUCUCUGGAUGUCUUCCUGAAGGGAGCCGCAGAGAAAUCUCUCCAAAGUAAAAAUGGCCACCUGGACCUGUUUGUUCGCUUCCUUCAUGGCCUCUCUCUGAAGUCCAACCAGAGUGUCUUAGGAGACCUGCUGGAUCAGACAGAGAACAGUCCAGAAACCAUCCAGAGAGUCACCAACAACCUGAAGAGGAUGAACACUGAGGAUAUCUCUCCUGACAGAAGCAUCAACAUCUUCCACUGUCUGAUGGAGAUGAACGAUGGCUUAGUACAUCAGGAGAUCCAAGAGUUCCUGAAGUCAGAGAACAGAUCAGAGGAACUCUCUGAGAUCCACUGCUCAGCUCUGGCCUACAUGCUGCAGAUAUCACAGGAGGUUCUGGAUGAGUUGGACCUGGAGAAUUACAACAUAUCACUGGAGGGACGACAGAGACUGAUCCCAGCUGUGAGGAACUGCAGAAAGGCUCGACUUUCUCGCUGUUAUGUCACAAAGACUCACUGUGAAGUUGUGGCCUCAGCUCUGAAGACCAACCCCCAUCUGACAGAUCUGGACCUGAGCUACAACGUCCUGUAUGAUCCAGAGAUGAAGUUUCUGUGUGCUGGACUGGAGAGUCCAAACUGUAAACUGGAGACUCUGAGAUUGUGGGGCUGCAGUUUGUCAGAGACCAGCUGUACUUCUCUGGUCACAGUUCUGAAGUGCAACCCCUCCCAUCUGAGAGAGCUGGAUCUGAGUAAAAACAAGCUGCAGGAUUCAGAUGUGGAGCUGCUUUGUGAUUUUCUGAAGAGUCUAGACUGUAAACUGAAGACACUUGAAUUGAAUGAGUGCAGUUUGUCAGAGACCAGCUGUGCUUAUCUGGCCUCAGCUCUGAAUUGCAACCCCUCCCAUCUGAGAGAGCUGGUUCUGAGUAACAACAAGCUGCAGGAUUCAUUGAAACUGCUGUCUGAUCUUCUGAAGAAUCCAGCCUGUAGACUGGAGGCUCUGAGAUUGUGGCGCUGCAGUUUGUCAGAGACCAGCAGUGCUUCUCUGGUCUCAGCUCUGAAGGACAACCCCUCCCAUCUGAGAGUGCUGGAUCUGAGUAACAACAAGUUGCAGGAUUCAGUCGUGCAGCUGCUUUGUGAUCUUCUGAAGAGUCUAGACUGUAGACUGAAGCGUUUGAGAUUGAGGGACUGCAGUUUUUCAGAGAUCAGCUUUGCUUCUCUGGUCUCAGCUCUGAAGUACAACCCCUCCCAUCUGAGAGAGUUGGAUCUGAGUAACAACAAGCUGCAGGAUUCAGGAGUGGAGCUACUGUCUGAUCUUCUGAAGAGUCCACGCUGCAGACUGGAGACUCUGAGACUGAUGGACUGCAGUUUGUCAGAGAUCAGCUGUGGUUAUCUGGCUGCAGCUGUGAAGUGCAACCCCUCCCAUCUGAGAGAGCUGGAUCUGACUUACAACAACCUGAAGCAUUCAGACGUGAUGCUGCUGUCUGAUCUUAAGAAGAGUCCACGCUGCAGACUGGAGUUUCUGAGCUGGUGAUGAUCUCUGUCAGAGUGAGAGUGAACAUCCAGGAGUGUUGAGAGAGGAUCAGCUGGAUCCUGAUGAUGCAUCUGGAGUCUGGAUCUGGAUUUUGUCGUCUUCACUUAAGUCUCUUAACUGACUCCAAACUGAACAGUUAUCUCUGGAUUUAGCUGAAGUCAGCACUUUACAGAUGAGUUGUACAUGAGCUGUUUGAUGCAGAACAGUUUUUCUGUGUGUAAACAUUAAAGGUGUCUAGCUUUUAUAUGCUAAAUGAAUAUUUUAUGUCUCAGAACAAUAUAUAACAAGUAAUUUACACCAAAUUGUAAAUUAAAACACUGGUCAAUCAAUCAGGCGUCUUCAACAAUAAGUUUAUAAAUUAAAUUUGUUGGUGAGAUCAUGUGACUCAGGCCUAUCAAAUCGCAUCCAUUACAUCUUUUUUUCUACAUUAGUGCAGCAUCUUGCAUGUAUAGCACAACACUGCACACAGCCAGAAUGAUGAAAACAUGAAAAACAUGAAAUGUAUCUUUACGGUCCAACUCAUCUCCAGCUGAACCUCCUGUUGACUGAUGUGUCCUUACAGCUCUUUGUAUUAUAUCUCUGCCAUCAGCAGGUUAAACACAUCAAGCAUUCAAUAAAUUAAGCCAUGUUUUGCAUGAAUACAGCUCGUUGUUCUCUAACUUCACACUGAGUGGAGGGAAAUGAAUUAGUGUUGUUAAUCAGCACAGAUAAAUAUGGAGCCUGGUCUUUGCUGUCAGGGCUCUAAUCAACCUGUUUGAUACGUGUUUAUCUUCAUUUAAAUCACUUUUUAAAACUCAUCUUUAUCCACUGAUCUACCAGUUAUUUAGUUUUAUAUGCUUUACAUCUUAAAUUUGAUUCUUUUGUGUGUUUUUCAGGUUUAUUUUCUUGCUGUAUGUUUGUUAGUUUUGUGUAAAGCGUUGUGUAACAUUGCUUUGGGAAGUUUUAUACACAUCUGAAGGGAAGGUGGUGGGAUGAUGGUGAUACUAAACAAAGACCACAUUCUAAUGUGGAGCUUCAGCUUCAUGUAUAACAUAUCUUUCUACUGUAGUUAUUUUUCUGUCUUUGUUUAUAAAUGAAUCAUAUUUGAUUGAAUCUGUGUUCUUUGUUUCCAGGACAGAAUUGUGUAAUUUGAUGAUAUUCAUAGAUUUCUAUUUCCACAUGAGUUAAUAUUUAUUAAUCAGUCAUUUAUUAUUGGAAACUAUAUUCUCAUAUAUCUAUAAUUGUAUGUUUGCAUGUUUGCCUGAGCUGCUGUGAACUGACUAAAUGUCUUUAUUUGAUCUAUAAAUUAGUGCUAAUGUAUUUGGUUCUUUGGUUCUUUCCAGGAAAUUUGCUGACUUUAGAUUAUCUGUUUUCUUUACUGUUAAACUUAAUUGCUGAACUCAAGUACAAUAUUCAAAUAAGGAAACAACGCCAUCAAGUGAUGAGAGAAGAAAACAUCAAUUCAUACAGACACAACACACGAGGAGAAAUAAAUACAUGAAAAAAAUAGAGAAAAAUGAAGAUUAAGAGGAAAACUGCUCAUCAGUGUUUGUCCAAAACUUGACAUAUAAAAGAAACAACUCCAAUAAAUCCUUCAUAAAAUACACAAACUACUACACAACAAAGAUUCAAUGUGAGAGAAGACGCGAUGCAGCUCAGAAAUAUCUACAGUA
Scomber japonicus (chub mackerel) is the source of this 4796-nucleotide messenger RNA. RefSeq names its product NACHT, LRR and PYD domains-containing protein 12-like. The transcript is spliced from 10 exons. The record is from RefSeq and is a predicted model, not a curated record. Gene Ontology annotation, molecular function: protein binding. Bases 1 to 3144 code for a protein of 1047 amino acids. NCBI's taxonomy places the organism in Eukaryota, Metazoa, Chordata, Actinopteri, Scombriformes, Scombridae.